UCCAAGCAUUUCUAGUUCUUAAAUAUCAAAGCAAAUAAAAGGAAACAAACAAUGUCAACUGUAUUAAAAGACAUCACUAACAAAACCACUGUUAUUGCUAAAAGAAACGAUGUAUUUUUAAAAAUUGAAAUGAACGCCUUACAGAUGUUUUCACCUAUACAAAAACAAGCUGUAGCUUUUUAUUUAAAGAGCCUAGAAAAUCAAAGAGAUGUCUUAGCACCUGCAUUGGAUUCUAUUAUAAAUGCUAUUGAAGAAUGCAAAAGCUCUUUGACUUUCGAAAGUGGGAACAAAAAAAACUUUGUGGAACUCGUGCAACUGUUGGAAGAAACGAACAGCCAAAAUAUGGAUAGAUUUUCUACUAUUUUAAAAGAGAAUGGUUUCUCAGAAACAACACUGAUACAAAACACAGCAAGUUGUAUCUCAUCCAGUCAAGAUGUUAAUUCUUCACCAGAUCAAUUACAGUCUGCCGAUUUAUUUAAUAAGACAGGUCUCGUAUCCAUUGAUUUGAUUAAAGAAUUUCAACAAAAACUUGACUCGGCGUCUGAUCUGAUUGAAAGAAAUCAUCGUUUGAUACAAGAAAAUAUCCAUGCUUUACAUGACAGGCUACAAAAUAUUGAAACAAAGCAGUUAUCUGAGAAGAAAACUCUGACUGAUAAGAUUGAUGAACAAAAUGAGUUGACAAAGCAAAUUACUGAACAGAUGCAGGACAUGAGGAGCUGUGUUAAUAAUGCAAGGGACUCUGCAAAUGACAAUAAAAAGCAAAUAGACAUACUGGAAAAUAAAGUUAACAGAGUCAUCAUCAAAUCAAAUAAUUUUGAAGUGUCAAACGAACAACUGUCUGAAAAGCAAAUUCAACUAGGUUUACAUGUUGAGACUAUUGAUCAAAAACAUACUAAUGUUGAUUUAAAGUGUGGAACUAUGUGCCAAAUGCUUGCCAAGAGAUUUAAAAGCUUAGAGUAUGUAAAUGAUGUUUUAUCGAAACUCUCUUUAUCCAAGGGUGAAACUUUCCUUCAGUUAAAUGAGAGAUUACACGAAUUAGAGCGAUCGCACGAAAUCACUCGUGUAGGAUUUAGCGCCAUGAUUUUGACCGACAUGAGAGUCAGCACCGGAGUGAUUAGAGAGUUCGCCGACGUUUACUUCAAUCAUGGCGGACAUUUUGAUCCCAGCAGUGGCGAGUUUACCGUACCGUCAGAUGGGAUUUACUGUAUUAGUUUAAGUGUUUACAGACAAUUCACUAAUGACGUACAAAUAGAAUUAGUUCGUGUAGCAAACUUCGAUGGUUCCCCUGAAAGCGAUAUGGAUGACGACCUGGGACUUGAUAGCGACGAAAAUGAGGAAACAGACAUCAUAACAAUAUUUGGUUUGGACACAUCUGGUGGCAGAAACCAUUACACAGCUCAUUACGUAUUAGAAAAAGGAAACAAAUUAUUUUUAAAAGUUACAGCAGCUGAUAAGGAUUUCGAGUUUGGAAAAUACUCCAUUUUCACAUGUUAUAAAAUCUAAAGAAAAAUAAUGUGGAUUACUUUGUUCUUCACUUUAAACGUCUCAAAAGUUUCUUGGAUUAAAGGUGUUUACUUGUAUCGUGAUUAAAUUUAUACCUUAAAACAAAUUUUAAUAUAAAAACAAAAGAUUCAUUGUAGGAGGACUCUGCUAUGGAUAUGAUUGUUUAGAAAGGAAGAACGUUUUAUGUGUCUCAUUUUACUCUACAUAAAAGCUUAUGAUAUUUUUAUAUUAUUUUCCUCUAAUCCAAAAUUUAUUUCAGCUCUUGUUAUAUACCCCUAA
Molecule: messenger RNA, 1782 nt
Organism: Physella acuta
Lineage: Eukaryota; Metazoa; Mollusca; Gastropoda; Physidae
Molecular function (GO): protein binding
Source: RefSeq, a predicted model, not a curated record